Molecule: messenger RNA, 723 nt
Organism: Emericellopsis atlantica
Lineage: Eukaryota; Fungi; Ascomycota; Sordariomycetes; Hypocreales; Bionectriaceae
Product: pyridoxamine 5'-phosphate oxidase
Exons: 2
Coding region: 1-723 (240 amino acids)
Biological process (GO): pyridoxine biosynthetic process
Molecular function (GO): FMN binding; pyridoxamine phosphate oxidase activity
Source: RefSeq, a predicted model, not a curated record
AUGGCUCUCCACUCAGAAUCGUCCAAGCUCAUCUUCUCCCCCUCGGGCUCCGGCCAGAACCAGCAGGCACCCCAAUUCACGAGAGCUACCCUCUCCGUCGCGGACCUAGAUCCGUCCUCGCCCAUCCCCCAGUUCCACACCUGGUUCACCCAGGCGCAGGCGUCCAACGCCAUCCCCCACGCCGAGGCCUGCGCGCUGUCGACGGCUGAGCUGCCCUCGGGCCGCGUGAGCAGCCGCAUGGUCUACCUCAAGGAGCUCGACGCGGCGGGCGGCUUCGUCGUGUACAGCAACUGGGCCACGAGCCGGAAGAGCAAGGACGUCGCCACGAACCCGCACGUCAGCCUGCUCUUCUGGUGGGAGACGCUGCAGCAGCAGGUCCGCGUCGAGGGCACGGCGUCCCGGCUGCCGCGCGAGGAGAGCCAGAAGUACUACGACACUCGCGUGCGAGGCUCGCGCAUCGGUGCGUGGGCGAGUCGGCAGAGUGAGGUGCUCCAGCCGCAGGAUGAGCAGGACGACGGGCGGAAGCAGCUUGAGGGUUGGGUGCGCGAGUACGAGGACAAGUUCGAGGGGCAGGAGGCCAUCCCCGUGCCCGAGUUCUGGGGCGGCCUGCGUGUCGUGCCGGAGCGGGUCGAGUUCUGGCAGGGCCGGGAGAGCAGGCUUCACGAUCGGUUUGAGUAUGUCAAGGACGGUGACAAGUGGACGCUGCAGAGGCUGAGUCCGUAG